Messenger RNA from Dracunculus medinensis (Guinea worm), 1938 nucleotides. NCBI's taxonomy places the organism in Eukaryota, Metazoa, Nematoda, Chromadorea, Rhabditida, Dracunculidae. The record is from the annotation of a GenBank genome assembly.
AUGGCAGUUGCAACAACAUAUCAAUUUAAUUAUGAUUUGACAACGAGCAAUAACAAUAUUCAACAGCAGCGAAAUAUUUAUUUAACGAUUGACGAUUACAUGGCUGAUAUUAGUUGUCCAUUAUUGGACGUCGAAGAGAUGCUUUUACAACAACGAGGAUGUCGAGAAGCAAGUUUCUCUAUGCAUUAUAAAGCAAAGCUAACAAAUCGUUUGCUCAUGAACGAAGUGCCAUUUAGUGGAAUGGAUAAAAGCGGUCGAGGCGUAUGUCUUCGAAAUGAAAAAGGCACUUGUGUUAUGGGUGCACACUGUCCUCUUCGUCAUAUUGUUGGUGAUAAGGCAGUUGUCUGUAAACACUGGCUACGAGGCUUAUGCAAAAAGGGUGAUCAAUGUGAAUUUUUGCACGAAUAUGAUUUAAGCAAAAUGCCUGAAUGUUUUUUUUUCUCAAAAUAUAUGGCUUGCAGUAAUCGAGAAUGCCCUUUUCGUCAUAUUGAUCCAGAGAGUAAAAUAAAAGAUUGUCCAUGGUAUGACCGUGGCUUUUGUCGUCACGGUCCUUUUUGUAAAAAUCGGCAUAGGAGACGCGUAUUAUGCCCAAAUUAUUUGGCCGGCUUCUGCUUGGAAGGCCAUUUAUGCAAAUAUGCUCAUCCAUCAUUUAAUAUACCUCCGCUUGAUGCAUCAGCACUUUUGCGCACUCGUGGGCAUUAUAACAUGGGCAUUAUUUGCCACAAUUGUCAUGAAAGAGGGCAUAAGGCCACAUUUUGUCCUCAUUUGCCUACGCAGACACAACCAUCUGUUGCUGAACCGGUUCGAGUGCAAUCUUCCACUGAUUCAACACAGCCAAAUCUAGCAGAUAACAAACAUUUUCAGAAAGCUCUUUCUGAUGUGACUUGCUAUAAGUGCGGUGAAAAAGGCCACUAUGCCAACAGAUGCCACAAAGGGGUUCUAGCUUUCUUAUCGAAUACAGCUCAUUUGGCUCAAGAACAACGAGAAAAAGAUGAAAAAGAGGCUCGGUUGGUUAUAAAUAUUGUUCUAAUCAAAUAUCCUCUACAAGCUUUCUAUGGGGGAUUUGGUAAUCGCCCACAACCACCUUCACAGCCACAAGUAUUGACAUCAAAUAAUAAACCUGGCGAAAUGCUUAGUGGUGAAAAUCAUGCCAUAGUUGAUAAUGAGAAUUCGAAAGUCGUAGAAAAGUUGGUCAAAUCUACAAAGAUAGAAAUAGCUGAAGUUGAUGGAACUGCAAAGAAUGUUACUGGAGGCUACAAGAUUCAACUUAAAUCGCUCAGUCCCUAUAUAACUUGUCCAAUUUGUCACGGGUACUUCAUUGAGGCGACAACAGUCACCGAAUGUUUGCAUACAUUUUGCAAAUCAUGUUUGCUGAAACAUUUUGAAGACGAAAAUAAUUGUUGUCCGAAGUGUAAUGGCCUCAUUCACCAAAGUCAUCCUUCUCAUUAUGUAAGUUUUGAUCGAACAAUGCAAGAAUUAGUUUAUAAGUUGGUACCUGGUUUGCAAGCAAGGGAAGAGGAAAGUCGAAGAGCAUUUGGAAUUUCUGAAAAAAAUGAUAGUGGCGAAAAACAAAUUUUGAAAAAAGAAGAAAAUAAUGAAGAAAAAGUUGAGCAUAAAUGUAAUGGUGAUAUAAUGAAAAAUCAUCAUCGAGGCGAUGAUCAAGUUGUGAUUGAACUUUGUCCUGAUAGUACAGACUUCCAACCUAUUGAAAUGCCAAUUGUAAGGCUUUCUGAAAUGGCAUCAAUCAGUACAGUAAAAAGAUAUUUGGCUCUGGCUUUAUUUGGUAAAAUGAAUCGAUAUAACGAGCUGGACAUUUUUUGUAAUAAUGAAUUAAUGGGUAGAGACUAUUCGAUGAAAUUUAUAGCAAUGACCCGGUGGCGCGAGAAAGCAAAGGAUGUACCCAUACAGCUUUUUUUUAGAAAACAUGUUGAUUAUUGA